Anarrhichthys ocellatus (wolf-eel) is the source of this 633-nucleotide messenger RNA. It is a transcript of the gene fcer1gl, whose product is annotated as Fc receptor, IgE, high affinity I, gamma polypeptide like. The record is from RefSeq and is a predicted model, not a curated record. Gene Ontology annotation, biological process: cell surface receptor signaling pathway. Bases 176 to 427 code for a protein of 83 amino acids. The transcript has 5 exons. Gene Ontology annotation, cellular component: Fc-epsilon receptor I complex. Lineage: Eukaryota; Metazoa; Chordata; Actinopteri; Perciformes; Anarhichadidae. Gene Ontology annotation, molecular function: IgE receptor activity.
GACUUCCUGUUCACUGCUGCUCACAGAGCUCACUUCAGAGGGUUUGACAAGAGCUCUCGCUGACAACCGACGAGGGACCAACACAACAGAUCCUCUCUUCUCAUCUGAAGCCCAGCCGCACCUACAGGUGGGACACAUUUCUGCUGGAGGUGAUGAUGAUGAUGAACGAUGAACGAUGAUGAUGUGUUGUCAGUGUGCAGAGGCCGUUGGAGACAUGAACGUAUGUUACAUCCUGGAUGGGAUUCUCAUCCUUUACGGCGUCAUUCUCACCGUCUUAUACUGCAGGUUGAGGAUGAUUCCGUCCAAAAAAACAGCUGCCAAUCAGCCUGAGAAGCAGCCGGCUUCGGGAGGCAUCUAUGCGGGUCUGACCACUCACAGCAUUGAUGUCUACGAGACCAUCAAAAUGGAUAAAAAGCCGAUCGUCUGAAGGGUUUGGGUGCAGAGAGGAUGCCGAGCACAGAAACACUGCGUCGAACCCCUCAGAGCUUUAUACUGUAUAUUAAGUUGUGCCUGUGUAGAGUUUCUAUGACUUUUCUCUUUGUAAAAAUACUAUUUUUAUUCAGAAUACUAUAUGUGUGAAAUGUUAAAACUAAAUGAAUAUAAGAAGUUACUAAUAAAGCCAUUGUCAGUGUG